Molecule: messenger RNA, 201 nt
Organism: Pyricularia pennisetigena
Lineage: Eukaryota; Fungi; Ascomycota; Sordariomycetes; Magnaporthales; Pyriculariaceae
Exons: 2
Source: RefSeq, a predicted model, not a curated record
CAAGUGCUGUACAGUACAAGCCCCCUUGACACCACCCCCCGGAAUUUUUGGGGCCCCCACGCGGUGCCCAAGGGACCAGAAGGUGGGCAGGGGUGGGGAGCAUACCCUUGUCUUUCCGUGACGGUUUCCACGGGAAAGACUCCCUUCAAGCACACUGAGUCCAGGACCAGCCUGACCACAUACCGUAUCGUAGACCGCUAG